GGCUGAAAGAGGUAUGCUUGAUCCGGGGCUCUCAUUGUUGGGAGGGCGACACCAUUGACCCCGAAUCUAGUGAGUGUUGGAGAGGAGAUCCGGGGGCGAAAUCCGCGGUGGCGCGGUGUCAUCUGUGGCUGGAGAUUUUCGUGCUGGACAAUAUAGACUUGGGUCUGUUUAAUAUGGUACAUCGCGAGCUCCCUCGUGUGUAGUGUUUUGAUCAGAAAAUGUUGUAGCAAAUGAUUACGAUGGCGUAUUUCAAGAAACAAGGUGUGGUGACGUAUGUGCCUGCAGCGUUGGGCCCUCCAGAUUCGGUGUGUUAUGAUCGGGUAGCUCUGAUGAGCCAGCCAUCUGGUGGUGCUUCUGCAACAAGGUCCCCUGAUGAGGUGCCAUCGGGAGGGAUGUUUGAUGGAAGGGUUGGCCAGAAGCCGGACGUCAUCCUGAACAGGGGUGCGCUAGUGGGUGGCACAUUGGGGGAUCCAAUGUCUGCACAUCGGUCUGUUGGACCUAACGAGUUUGCCAAGCAUUUACGAGAGACUUGUGGGGAUGAUCUGGUGCUUCAAGAACUGAGUUUGAUGUUGAAGCAGCACAAUGCGAAGUGCACACUGAGUAUGACAUUGCUUCGUAACAGGAUGCAGUCCGACAUGUUUUCUUUCGCUGACAGUUAUAGAGCUUGUGCGGGACCGUUUCCAUUUUUUAGCAAGCGCGGACUGUCAAAGUGUGUGAUGCUAGAUGAUCCCGGGAGGCGAUGUGCAGGGGGUAAACUGAUGCAUCUGAGGAAUGUGACAAUGGUGGCUCGCCUGCUUGUCAUGUCCAAUGAUGAAGGUAUUGAUUUUAGAGAAAUGAAGAUAUAGAAGUUGUCAAUGCCAGAGUAGUCCUUGACACGGUCCGCUGCUUUUACGACAACUGUGAUGCGGAUGCAGAUGUUGUUUUAUUUGGGCAGAUAGAGGCUAAGUUGCCGAAAAGGAGGUAUGUUAUGUCGGCAAGUUUUGCUGCUAACCCAUGGACAAGUGGAUGCCUACCACAACCACCACCAAUCCCAUUGGUGAAUAGGUUUCAUGCAUGGAUAUCGGGAGGAAAUCAGUUUGAAUCAGACAGUGUAUGGUUUGUGCAUACAUGCCCACGGCUUCUGAGGGUGAUGUCGUGUGUGUUCUGCAACAAAUGGUUGGGACGCAUCCACUUGACCACGAGGUUGCUGCUCUCGCUAUAAGGAGGUUUCACCAGAUUGACGUGGAGGCGCAGUCUGUGAACAUGUACAUGAUGUGGAACCUGAUUUCUCGGUUAGUACAUGAUCAUGCUCUUCAUGCAUUUGUGGAUGUGAAGAAAGGACUGAGGGAGUCCUGGAUUAGGGGGUCUCUGGAUAGCCGGACUAUAUCCUUUGCCCGGACUGUUGGACUAUGAAGAUACAAGAUUGAAGACUUCGUCCCGUGUCC
Molecule: messenger RNA, 1424 nt
Organism: Triticum aestivum (bread wheat)
Lineage: Eukaryota; Viridiplantae; Streptophyta; Magnoliopsida; Poales; Poaceae
Exons: 6
Coding region: 231-845 (204 amino acids)
Source: RefSeq, a predicted model, not a curated record